AUGGGCGCCAACGACGACGACGAUAGAGCAACCGAGCUGCCCACGACAAAUCUUGACGUGCCUGUAGCGACACCUCGUAGUAAAAUUCCUUCGGCUGUCUAUGUAAUUGUAUGGAUCUCUUUGAGUUCGGCUGUCAUUCUAUUCAAUAAAUGGAUCCUAGAUCCAAAAACCACCAAUUUCCGAUUUCCUAUUUUUCUUACGACAUGGCAUCUGUUAUUCUCGUCAAUCGCAACGCAAAUCCUGGCGAGGACAAGCACUCUUCUUGAUGGGCGCAAAACGGUUAAGAUGACUGGCAAAGUCUACCUCAGGGCCAUCGUCCCAAUCGGAUUAUUUUUCAGCUUAAGUCUGAUCUGUAGUAACAAGGCGUAUCUUUACCUAAGCGUAUCAUUCAUUCAGAUGUUAAAGGCAACAACCCCCGUCGCAGUUCUUCUCACUAGUUGGAGUUUAGCAGUAGAAAGGCCAAAUCUCAAGACCCUACGGAAUGUCUCGUUCAUUGUCAUUGGUAUUAUGAUUGCCUCAUACGGAGAGAUCCUCUUCGUCCCUACUGGUGUUGUUUACCAAGUUUUUGGUAUCGCCUUCGAAGCCGUCAGGCUUGUGAUGGUUGAACGUCUGCUAUCCUCGGCGGAAUACAAGAUGGAUCCCCUAGUAUCAUUAUACUACUUCGCACCCGUUUGCGCCUUCAUGAAUUUCUUGAUGUUUCUGAUCUUCGAGAGCUCCACGCUGGCUAUGUCCGAUCUCGCCCGUGUUGGCUUAAUAAUGUUCUUCUUUAACGCCUUGGUCGCAUUCUGUUUGAACGUCUCUGUAGUGUUUUUGAUCGGGAAAACCUCAUCUCUUGUGCUCACACUCUGCGGUGUCCUGAAAGACAUUCUUCUCGUAUGUGCCUCUGUUCUUAUUUGGGGAACCCCAGUCACAGCCAUACAAUUGUUCGGUUACAGCAUUGCUUUGAGCGGCCUCGUGUACUUCAAAUUAGGAGGGGAAAAGAUCCGUGAGCACUUUGCGCAGCUGCGUGGGAUGAGCUCCAGGAGCUCGGCGUCACGGAAGACCUUCGCUGGUGUAGGCGUUGCAUUUGUGUUGUUGAUGGUUGGGAGGCUGUAUAGCGGGGCGUCCGGCUCUACAAGUGAAGUCGACAUAAUUGGAGCCGACAAGACAGUCCACGGUUCAAUGCCCGCUUAUACGAAUAAUAAAGGCUCCAGCACUAUGCCAACACCAAAAAACAAAUUCGAUAUUGUCAUCAGCAUGUAUAAGGAGGACCAAAUAAAAAUGGCAGAACAGCUCAGAGAACUCAAAGGCCUCACAUCGCUCAAAGGCCUCGAACCUAAAGUCAUUAUUUAUGUCAAGGAUCAGGAGGCAGAUGCGGAGUCCAUUAAAAAGACUGUUGGAGCAGAUGUCGUAAAGAUUAUUCCAAACAGGGGCCGCGAGGGUGGAACAUACCUCCAUCACAUUGUGAACGAAUGGGAUAAUUUUGCGGCGCAUACGAUGUUUCUCCAAGGCGACAUGCACAAAUUCCAGAAGCUCACAGACCGGAUUUCCGAUUAUUUUGUUCCAAAAACUGGAGUACUAUCCCUUGGUUUUGGUCAAAGUACUUGUGAAUGCAACAACUGUAAAGAUUCAUGGGGCGGCGAGGAUAUCUGGUUUCGAGUUCCUGAAGUUUGGUCUGCAGUUCAUGGCGAACUGUGUCCUAAUUCUGGAAUUCUGAUAUCAUAUGGCGGGCAGAUGAUCGUUUCAGCGAGCCGUAUGCGAUCUUCUCGGAAGCAAGUCUAUGAGCAUAUUAAGGGGAUUUUGGAAAGUGAUGAGGAGCAUUGGAUCCAUGCAGACUCGAAGGCCGAUAGUUUCGUUGAUAAACCCGACAACCCGUUUUUUGGGCAUACUUUGGAGAGAAGUUGGAUGACCCUCUUUCAUUGUUCUGACCCUAAAUUGGCGGUUACAUGCCCUUCGCUCGACAAAAGGAGAGGAGAGAAUGACUCGGAUGGAACGUGCCAGUGCCUUGAUUAA
Molecule: messenger RNA, 1992 nt
Organism: Morchella sextelata
Lineage: Eukaryota; Fungi; Ascomycota; Pezizomycetes; Pezizales; Morchellaceae
Exons: 6
Coding region: 1-1992 (663 amino acids)
Source: RefSeq, a predicted model, not a curated record